This is a messenger RNA of Besnoitia besnoiti, 4326 nucleotides long. RefSeq lists its product as uncharacterized. NCBI's taxonomy places the organism in Eukaryota, Apicomplexa, Conoidasida, Eucoccidiorida, Sarcocystidae. The record is from RefSeq and is a predicted model, not a curated record. The transcript is spliced from 2 exons. Bases 1 to 4326 code for a protein of 1441 amino acids.
AUGAAGGACGACGACAGAGAGUCGCCCCGGCGUCCUGUUCAACGGGCGACGGCCGAUUGGGGGCUGCGAAACAUCCCAGGAGACGGUGUAGCAGUGUCAGGUGGAGAUUUCCCAUCUUUACAGGAAGUAGGUGCAGGACCUCCAUUUUUCUCUCUUGGCACGGAAGUGGGGGCUCACGAGGGAGAAGACAUCCGUUCCUGCGAUCGCCGCAGCGACUUUGUUGACUGUGGCUCUCAACAGAAGGCUCCAGUCUGCCCAACACGUGGAGAACAGCAGAGCACAGACACGAUGACAAGAAGAGGAGCGAAGAGAAAGGGCGGGGCCAUGCGGCCCACCAGGAAGAGAAACAUGUUACGCGCAGGAUGCAGCCCGUUGGAAUGUCUUCCUUCCGGUUGCCUUUUCACGUUGUUUUCGUUCUUCGAUGUGAGCCGCAUUGCCGACUUUCGGCUGCUUUCGAGUACCUUGAAGGCAGCCGUGGAUUCGCCCGGCUCCCUCGUUGAGUGCAGCGCGUUCACUGUAACGUCCAAGCUGGCCUCGACGAGCAGGACCCCAGAACGGAAAGAGUUAUCCUGUUCAGACCGCCGUUUCUCAUGCGCGUCGUCUUUUUGGUGGGGGCUUCUGGAUCGUCCUCCCCAUUUGAGGCGCCUGGCCAUAUGCCGUGAUGCAAUUGGCGCCUUUGAAGGUGGCGAGAGAACUUGCAUUCCGCUGUCGUCUUCUCUUCGGUUUCUUCUACUUCUGCUUAGGCGUAACGCUGCUGUUCUCGAGACGCUGAAAAUUACUUCACCGGAUCUUCAGUGCCACCGCCUGGUGGGUCGGACUGAAAAGACGCCUCAACCGACGUCCGUGCAUGCGCGAAGAUGCGAACAACAACUGCGCCGCCGCGUAACGGCUGAUGGCAGCACAAGGAAACCAGCACGCAGGACAAAGGCCCAUACCGGCCCUCCUUAUGCGCAGGGCGAUGCAAGUGGAAAAGGAGCGACAGAGGCAACUGAGGCAGAAGGGGGUAGACUGCUUGAAGACACUUCAGAGAGAGGAGCGGACAGUGAACGGGAAAGCUGUAGUGAUGGAGAAAGGAACGACUGCGGAUGGGCGACAAGCCGAAUCUCUCAAGCAUCGCUGCCCGUCCGGGAGUGUGGUCAGGUUGCAGGCGUCCAGCAUGAGCCCCUUCCUAUGGGAAACACCGGCAACAGAGUUGAGGCGCUACAACCAGGAGAGGAGUAUUUUAAUUCAUCUUCGUCAUGGAUGGUAGCACCUUCCAAGCCUCACCUGGCUCCGUCCUGGCUUCCCUUUGGAUGGCAUCCACUUUCUCCUGCAUCUCGAAACUUCGUGUCCUCCGCUCGCGUCCCGCCCUUCGCCAGCUUCAUGCCUCAUGCGUCCGUUUCCUCCCUCGUCGAGCCUACGUCGCCCCUGUACUCUCCAUAUGAUAUCAUUCAUCUUACUUUGGUGUUUCCACGGCUAUCGUCGCUCUCCCUGCUCGGGUGUCACUCCUUCUUAUGGCUCCGUCUUUUGUCCAAAUGCAGUUUUCCAUCGUGUCAAGUCUUCUCUCUCGUUUGCCAGUGUCUCGGAGUACACGUUGCUCUUGCAGGCGAAGCGCGCAGCGAGGGCGAUUUGUGUCAGCCCCUGCCGGCGAGCCGCCAGUGCUUCGGUGGAGGCGGUGAAAGGACGGGGGCUGCGCGAAAUACCAUGUCAAUUGAAGGAGACAUAGUGAAUCUGCUUCUGUCGGCGCCUCUUCUGAGGUUUCUCCGUCUGGAGACUCGUCUGCCUGUCUCCCGUCGAGUUUGGCGCGCAGUCUUUGGAGGCUUUUACAGCACGCCAUAUGAUGAAGAACGACGUUUUCCCGGCCUGACGCAUCUGACGGACCUUGCAAUAGGCGACCGAUCAAUUCUUCACGUGGCUGACGUUGUGCACGAGAUAGUGAACUCACCCUCUCGGGUUACUAUCGCGUUGCGGCAGCCCGUGUCUGAGUCGUUGCCUCCCGACGAGCCUGUCCCUUCGUCGGCGGUGCCUUCCCCGUCCGAGACGGUCACGGAGUCACAGGCGGAGCCUCAUCGAGCGAGCGAUGAGACCGGAGAUCCACAGUUAUUUUUGUCGCGAGAUGCGCCGUUAUCACCCCCGACAUCUGAUCCUCAGACAGACAGAACAGGCUUAACCCAUGAUGCAGCGACGCACAGCGUUUGCCAGCUGAGAAGAGUGUACCUUGGAUCACUCGGUGGCAGCCAGGGAGAGGUGCCUUCCGUGGCCAUCGCAAGCCUUGACGUUCUCAUGCGGGCCUUCCCAGACUGUCACUUUGUUCUCGACACGUUUUUGGCAGGUUGUGAGGGACCGACCGGGGACGUUGUUGGGCAAGGGGGGCCAAUAAGCGACGACGAGGAGGUUGCACGGCUUCUCCCUCGCGUUCUUCCUUACGUUCGCCACCUUCGGCUGCACUUUGAUGACCCUAACAGUGACGUUCCGCUUGUUCCACGCAACACACGUUUUUACGAAACUUCCGAUACAGCGCGAAUCGCGGCGCGGGAAAACCGAGCUCCUUCACUGACGUGGCUCUCCUCCUCUCCACCUUCUGUCGCCCCUCAUGCACGGCGAAUCUCCGUAGACUUCUUGCAUUUCCAUCCUGAACGACAUCAGGGGCUUUUCCAUUGCAAGUUUGGUGCAGGGGCUCCGUGUCCGCCUGAGUGCGACCAGUCGCUUGGUCGUCGUCCUCCAUCAUCGUCUUCCACUCAUGAGAGGAUGGCUUGGGAAGUGCAGCAACGCCGAGCGCCGUGGCCCUCAUUCUGCAUAGAGGGCCUUCCGGAGCCCGCCUGCUCUCCCCCCGCUCGGCCUCGUCGCAGCUUCAGCCGUGCUUCUUCAGGGAACUGCGAAAGCAGUGGAGCGUCUCGCCUUCGCGAAAGAUGCAAGAGACAGGCUGGCGCAGAUGCUUCGUCGUCCAACGAACCACGAGUUCCUGCUGGCGCAGCGCCGGAGUGGGAGGUGGGAGUACCUCGUGCUUUCCACUCGUGUUCUGACGAAGCCACGGAGGGACACGAAAAACUGUCGGCACUCGCAGAGACCCUCGUGCUUCCUGUUCUCCGCUCAGAUGCAUUUCCCGCGUUCCUUUUGACUCCACAGCGCCCCCCGCGUCUUCUCGGAUUCGCGACGAGCCGAAAGAGGCGCAGCAGAUUGAGACUGCGGGAGACGCAAGGUGCGGACUGGCGGAUGGCGGAAGAAGGCAGAUAUAAUGGAGGUUCGUCCCCCAGACGUGCAGAUGAACAUGUCGGGAGAACUGGGAGCCAGGAAAAUAGCGGAAGGGAAGAUCGGCGCGCAGCUGGCCUGCCGGGAAGAGCGAGGAGAGAGAGGCUGGAGCGGGGUCGUGGGUGGGGGCAAGGGGAGGUGUGCGGUUUUUUAGGGGGCGCCAGAAGCGUCCUCGCCAGGUGUCGGCGAACGCGAGAACGCAUAGAUAUUGAUCUCCUGCAUGCACUCUGCAAAGACCCUGCCCUGCGUGACAAAGUCAAAGGCCUCGAACUUCAUUUGGACGAGCUAGUGGAGUCCCCGCGGACAGCCGCAUUCGUUAGGGCGCUGGUAGAUCUUCGAAAAAAAAAAGAGAGAAAUGAAUGUAGGCGCAGCUCCCUGGGCCGUGCGUCGGUUCAGACUGAGCGUGAACUCGGAGACCAUCACGGCGAAGAAUCUGCGAUGGAAGGUGACAUGCACCGUGUCGGCCUUGGGCGUAGCGUAACUUUUGUGGAUACGGGGAGACGCAGUCUGGCCGUUUGGAAAUCGUGCGGAGUACGAGACAGCGCAAUGGACCUGAGGGACGGACGAAAUGACGGCGACGCUGUAGAGAUUUCUGAGUCACCAUGCCUAGAGGUGCUUCGGCUUACCAAUCAUUGCUUGGGUCCCGACGAAUUCCCAGGUGGUGCAUACUCCAUCACUCCUCCAGCUAUUCAAGCGAACGAACAAAAUGGGAGAAAAUCUGACUGUUUCGCCUAUCGGCCACGCAGCGUUGAGGAGCUCGGGGUCUGUGCAAAACUUCUCGGCUCGUUUAAUUCUUCCCAGCCGGCCUCUGUGCCCUCUGAGAGGCUAGAGGGAGAGAAGAUCGCUGCGCUGUUCAGCGAGCUUCUGCACUGGUAUCCCGAGCUCGAAACGAUAGAGGUCGAAGUCCCACCAUUUCUCUUCGAUGAAGAGGAAGACGAAGCGUGGCGCGAGGAACCUCCGCAGCUUGUGGCUGUAGAGAAGCUUCUUCGGUCCCUCGGUUUUGUUCGCUCCACAGUGGAGACGCCUGGCGCCAGUGUAUAUGAGCACGUCAUCGUGUUCGAGCGACGGGAGAAUAUUUGGGGAGCAGCAGAAACAUAG